Messenger RNA from Saccostrea cuccullata (small rock oyster), 4355 nucleotides. RefSeq lists its product as uncharacterized. Gene Ontology annotation, molecular function: zinc ion binding; DNA-binding transcription factor activity; cysteine-type peptidase activity. Gene Ontology annotation, biological process: proteolysis. Lineage: Eukaryota; Metazoa; Mollusca; Bivalvia; Ostreida; Ostreidae. The coding region runs from base 209 to 4171 and encodes 1320 amino acids. The transcript has 23 exons. The record is from RefSeq and is a predicted model, not a curated record.
UUUUUAAAAAUUUACAUUCAAUUAUUAUUAACUAAGAUUGUUAUUCUUAAAACAUUUUCUAAGUUGCAUGUCUUGAAUGGACAGUGAUGGAGUAUUAAAGCAUGUAAGUUUCAAUUCAAAGUAUAAUUUCACAUAUGAUUAAGCAUUAGUUAUUUAACUGUACAUAUUAAAUAGGAUUCAUGUCAAAGAAAAAUAUUUUUAAUGUAAUAUGUUUGUUUCAGUUAUUAAUGAGAAGUCUCGUGUAAGAUUUAAUGAUGUUGGAGACCCUUGCAUUGUUCCUUAUGAUGGAACGCCAUUCAUCAUUCUGGCUAGGUGUGAAAGGCACUGCGUUUUUGGAAAGGAUAAACACAAAAAAAAGAAAAAUGAGCUCAAAGAAGGGAGGAACUCUCUCCUUAAGGGUGAUCAUCCAGUCCCUAGGAAACGUAAACAGUUACUUCAAGCUUCUAAAAAAAAAGAUUGCCAGGCUAGGAUUAUCAUGAAAGAUGUUGUCUUCUUCCCUGACUAUCAGGUUAUGAAAAACACAGAAAAAGUUAAAAGAAAUGCUAGUGAACUAUUGAGGGAUGACCUUUCAGAUGUGCCCAGUAAUGUCAAAAGAGAGAGGCGGAUUUAUAUCUUGCUUCCGAAGAACGAGGAUCAUGAGUCAACACAUCUUACUGGACAACUUGCGGGUUUCAUGAAUCCUCUAUCCAAGGAAGUUCGAGAUAAACUGGGGGAACUUGUUGGACAUGGGGUAACAAGUGUCUCAGAGAUGCGAAGACAUUUGCAUGUGUUUGUUGAAACCAUGUUGUUUAAAGACACAAAACGCCCUGCAGUAACUGAUGCCGCAUACUACCCAAAAGACGAAACAAUAAGAACCCAUAUAUACCUUGCCCAGCUACGCUUGAGAUAUUCAAGGAUAGAUCAAGAAAACCUUCUGCAUAAGGUAGCAGAGUGGCAAGACAAUUAUCCCAGGGAUAAUUUCAUCUUUAUGCCCGCCUCUGACUCUACACCAAGUGACAAAGAUAUUUUGCAGGAUGUAGAGUGCGUAGAGCAGGAUGAUGAUGAUGAGGUCUAUCCUCAAAUCCAGACGACUGAGACAACAGAAUUUUUCUUCUGUCAUCAAAGUGAAUUCCAACGUCAUCUCCUGUAUAGGUAUGGAAACUCCCUCUGCCUUCUUGAUGCAACAUACAGGACAACGAAGUAUGCAUUACCCCUGUUUUUUCUCGCUGUAAAGACUAAUGUCGGAUACAGUGUUGCUGCAGAAUUCAUUGUGCAGCACGAAAGAAAGAAUUCGAUUAUGCAGGGUCUAGAAACCAUUAAAACUUGGCUCCUUGAUGCGCCGGACCGGCCAGCUGAAUGGUCAUGGGAACCAAAAUUCUUUAUGACAGAUUUCUGUGAAAGGGAAAUUGUUGCCAUUGAGGAAGUUUUCCCUGAAAGCUUUGUUUUUAUCUGUGAUUUUCACAGAGAGCAAAGUUGGUCAAGAUGGAUCAGUAAGACUGACAAUGGUCUUGCUGACUGCAAAGACCGAGUGCUGGGUAUGUUGAGGAGGUGUGCUCAUGCAACAUCAGAGAGUGAAUACACCUCAGCCAUCUCUGCCUUGCAAAAAUCUGAUAUCUGGGCCAGUAAUAGUCGUCUGAGAAACUGGUUUUCAAAAACAUGGUUGACAGAAAAAAAGCGCUGGGUUUGGUCACAAAGAUAUGGAUCUGGGCUAUUGGUCAACACAAAUAACGGAUUAGAGAGACAGAAUAAAGUUUUCAAAUAUCAGUUUUUGGAACAGCGAAAAAACAACAACGUGUCAGGAAUGAUCACAAGCCUUGUGCAUCAGUAUUUACCAACAAUGAUGCUCAAGUAUAUAAGAGAUAAUGCCACAGCAACAAAUAUGUUUGGACGAUCUUAUGUAACUGAUGUACCCGAGUUUUUGAAGAACAGACCUCCAAGCUUCAUAAAGCACUGCAUGUCAAAAAUGGAAUUAGCAGACACCAUUGAUGCAACUGAAGUUAUAUCUCUGGGCAAUAGAACAUACAAGGUGAAAAGUCAGUCUGAUACUGAACAGAAAAAAGGGUACCAGGUCACAAUUGACAAUGGGAAAGGGAUGCCAAGCUGUGGAUGCCACGCGUGGAUGUGGACAUUGCUUCCUUGCAAGCACAUUUUUGCCAUCAUAAAGCACACAGAAUUAUCAUGGGAAGAUUUACCUCCAGAGUACAUCUCCUCCCCAUAUUUUAACAUCGACUCACAUGUGAUUGGCAUUCAAAUGCCAAUUCCAUCCGAGACACUUGAGGAAGAUGAGUUGGAAAAUUUAGAUGCAACACAAUUACUUGAUGCCACUGAUGAUGCAACACAAUUUACUGACCUUCCAUCAGCAAAGAAAGGCCCUAAGUCCCUAAAAGCAUUGGCAGUCCAGUGUAGAGAAAAACUCUCACUGUUACAUAAUGCCACCUAUCUCUGCCAAAGCGCCAAUGCUUUUAGAGUUCUUGAUGCUCAGUUGAAGGAAGCUUUGAGUACCUUCAACAACAGUUUAUACCUGGAUAGUGGACUUUGCACAGAGGAUGUACAUGUAGAUAAAAAGACAAAGAAGGCUGUAAAAAGACCGGCAGCACAAGAAGAUUUUCCAAGUAAGACAAUCAAAAUUCAAGAGAACAUGAAAAAGAAAAAAAAGGGGUCAAGGAGAGGAAAUAAAAGGCCACCACUAAAGUUACAAAAGAAGGAACGUGCAUGUAGUGAAACAAUCAUAAUAGAGGGACAUGAAACGGUUCCCAAUACAAUACAGGAAGAUAUCACAGAAAUGUUGAAAGAGAUGUCACAGAAAGAGGUUGAUAGAUUGAUUGAUAAUGCCAGGUUAUCAAGCAGUGUCUCCACAGAUAUAGUUGCUCGUACAGGUCUUGCUUUAUUAGAGCAGCUUUUUCCAUCUGAAGACAUUGAUGGAAGUGAUCAUGAUGCUAUUCUCAUGGCAAUUAUUAAUGAUGCAAAAAAACUGUGUCCUGGUUUGGAAGAACAGCAUAAUUUUCGAUUUGCUUUACUACUUCUAUGGACACUUGUGAAGAAAGGAAAAUUUCAGUUGCAUCGAAAUAUUGAAAAGGAAGAUAAAGAGGCACAAGAUUCCAUGGCAGCUUGUAUUGAUGCACUUAAGUCUAUUCAGUCAUUAAAUUCCAAAGGAGCAAGAACUAAUGACUCCAAACAUCCAAAAAGUAUAUUAAAGAUAAAAGACAGGAGUACAAAAUGUAUUGGCAAAAAAGUUCACUUUGAGGGAGAGGCUGAUAUUCAACCACUUACACAGAUGGACCGCAAUCAGGCUUUAGAUGCAGUUAAGAAGCUAUGGAGCCUCAGGGAGAGUACCAACUAUAUAAUAGCAAGAGUGUCGAACUACAAUGUGACAGAUGAUGAUUUUAGGUCACUCGCUUCUGGGAAAUGGUUAACAGAUCAGGUCAUUGAUGCAUAUGUUGCAUUUAUAGUUCAAGCUGAAAUUGAAAAGGGUAACCAUAUCACAAUGUACCCUUCACAAACAAUGACUUCGAUUAUGAGUGGCACAUUCUCUUUGGAAGGAUGUAGGAAGAAGUUGAAAGUAUUUGAAUGUGAAGCCAUAGUAGGAGCUGUUAUCAAACAUCACCAUUGGACAUUGGUGAUAGUUGAACCAAAGAAGGGAUUGAUUUAUUUCUACAAUCCAAUGACUGAGAGGAGGAUCCAAAUAAGAGAAGUUCAAAGAAAUUGGUGUUUAUACAUGGGUGCACGAAUGAUUGCUUUCAAUGAGCUGGAUAACAGGCAGUGGAGAGUGGAAACAAGGGAACAUUCAAAGCAAAUUGACAGUUUCAAUUGUGGAGUGUACUGCCUUUUGUUUGCAGAAAGACAUUUCAAUGGGCAGUCCAUCACAAACAUCACCAAAGCAGACCUGGACUCGAUGCGAAUCAAAAUUGCUACUAAUUUAAUGAUGUUUGAAGUGUACCUGACAGAACAUUGCCCUACAUGUGGAUCUGUGACAAGAAGAAAUAAUGAGAUAAAUUGUGAGAAAUGUAGCAGAAAGUUCCAUAGAAAAAACCACUGUGUUGGGGAGGAGAACAAACUAAAAGAAAGCUUCAUUUGCGAUAUGUGUUCAAUAAAGUUUUGGGGAGAAAAUGGUGAAAAAUCAUGCAAAAAGACUUCUGCUAAGAAGCCAAGAGAAUCCAUCAGCCGAGAGAAGAAAGUUUUAAAACGAAAAUAACUUUUAUGACCCUUAGCUUUGCAAAGAAUUUCUCCAAAAAUGUGUUAUUGUCAUGUGAAAAGAAUGACAUUCACUGCUAAUCUGUUUAUAUUGAAUCACAAUUUUAGACAAUAUUUGAUUUUGCUAUGUUUAAAUGUUUUAUAUGCUAAAAAAUAUAUAUUUAUAAAUUAAAAAUGAAUUUGUA